ACCUAGCGGCAGAAGUUGACAACUCUCUAAUCGGCACUUUGUCCCAGGUUGAUCAUGUUGGGUGCCGUAGGAAGAGCCGUCAGCCUUUUGGCUGGCAAAUCAGCCGAAAAAGUCGGUCAGGAAUCCCUGAAAGCCGUAGCCUGCUACAAUCCGCAAAAUCGAAAUUUUGCUGCUAAACCCGGCGGUCAAGCCAAAGGCAAAGUUGUAGCCGUAAUUGGUGCCGUAGUUGACGUACAGUUUGAAGAUAAUUUGCCACCUAUUCUCAAUGCUUUGGAGGUUUCAAACCGCCAGCCCAGGCUGGUCCUUGAGGUUGCCCAACAUUUGGGAGAAAAUACUGUCCGUACCAUCGCUAUGGAUGGUACUGAAGGUCUAGUCAGAGGACAGGGUGUCCUUGACACCGGCUACCCUAUCCGUAUCCCAGUGGGAGCUGAAACCCUCGGAAGAAUCAUGAACGUCAUUGGGGAGCCCAUUGACGAGAGGGGGCCCAUUCCUACCGAUAAACUGGCCCCUAUCCACGCCGAGGCGCCAGAGUUUGUGGACAUGAGUGUCGAACAGGAGAUUCUGGUUACUGGUAUCAAAGUAGUAGAUCUUCUCGCUCCUUAUGCCAAGGGAGGUAAAAUCGGUCUCUUUGGUGGUGCCGGAGUGGGUAAAACCGUACUGAUUAUGGAACUUAUCAACAAUGUCGCCAAAGCUCAUGGUGGUUACUCCGUGUUUGCCGGUGUUGGUGAGAGGACCCGUGAAGGCAACGAUUUGUACCACGAAAUGAUCGAGUCUGGGGUCAUUUCCCUAAAGGAUAAGACAUCGAAGGUAGCGCUGGUCUACGGUCAAAUGAACGAGCCCCCAGGCGCGCGCGCUCGCGUCGCCCUGACCGGUCUGACGGUAGCCGAAUAUUUCCGCGACCAGGAAGGUCAGGACGUGUUGCUUUUCAUCGACAACAUCUUCAGGUUCACCCAAGCUGGUUCGGAAGUGUCCGCCCUGUUGGGUCGUAUUCCAUCGGCUGUAGGUUACCAACCCACCUUGGCCACUGACAUGGGUAGCAUGCAGGAACGAAUCACCACGACCAAGAAGGGUUCCAUCACCUCCGUGCAGGCCAUUUACGUGCCCGCCGACGAUUUGACAGAUCCGGCCCCUGCCACCACAUUCGCUCACUUGGACGCCACCACCGUAUUGUCCCGAGCUAUAGCCGAAUUGGGUAUUUAUCCCGCAGUGGAUCCUCUCGACUCCACCUCCCGUAUCAUGGACCCCAACAUUAUCGGGCAGGAGCAUUACAACGUGGCGCGUGGCGUACAGAAAAUCCUCCAGGACUACAAAUCCCUGCAGGAUAUCAUCGCCAUCUUGGGUAUGGACGAGUUGUCUGAGGACGAUAAGUUGACGGUAGCGCGUGCCCGCAAGAUCCAACGUUUCCUGUCGCAGCCUUUCCAGGUAGCCGAGGUCUUCACGGGUCACGCCGGUAAAUUGGUACCACUGGAAGAAACCAUUAAGGGAUUUCAACAAAUUUUGGGAGGGGAUUAUGAUCACCUGCCCGAGGUGGCUUUCUACAUGGUGGGCCCAAUCGAAGAGGUGGUACAGAAAGCUGAAAAAUUGGCGGAACAGUCGUAAAUCAUCUUGUUCAUUAUCGAUUUAGAAAAUUCCACUCUAUAAGUUGAGGCAAUGCCCGAAAUCUUACUUUUUGUGAAGUUUUUUUUUAUAUAACGGGUGUAAGUUGCAUUAAACCCUAGGCAGAUCAUAACAUUUGUUGUAAAAAUAAAGGAAACACGAAUUA
Cylas formicarius (sweet potato weevil) is the source of this 1762-nucleotide messenger RNA. RefSeq names its product ATP synthase subunit beta, mitochondrial (gene ATPsynbeta). Gene Ontology annotation, biological process: proton motive force-driven mitochondrial ATP synthesis; proton transmembrane transport. The record is from RefSeq and is a predicted model, not a curated record. NCBI's taxonomy places the organism in Eukaryota, Metazoa, Arthropoda, Insecta, Coleoptera, Brentidae. The transcript has 5 exons. Gene Ontology annotation, molecular function: ATP hydrolysis activity; proton-transporting ATP synthase activity, rotational mechanism; ATP binding. Bases 55 to 1599 code for a protein of 514 amino acids.